UUCAUAUGGUAAUCAAAGCUGGAUUGACGCAUGAAGUGAGUUCAAAAAAGUAGGCAUAGUUAGAUUGGUUGGAACGUGGUGAGUAUAUGUAAUGUCAGAUUCGGAAGAUGACUUCAAUAAUAAUCAGAUAAAAGUGGUGGUCCUAGGAGAACAAAACGUUGGUAAGACUAAUAUAAUCAAAAGGUACUGCUAUGACGAUUUUUCGAGAAUUUACGUACCAACGGUGGGAGCUGAUUUUUUUAUUAAGAGGACAUCACUAUCGAAAAAUAAAGAGAUAACAGUAAGAUUUACUGACGUCAGCGGCCUUGAACUGGCAGGGCAUAUGUUAAAAACCUAUUUAUUUCAAGUAAAUAUCGUUAUAUUGGUAUAUGACAUUACCGAAUACAAAAGUUUUGAUUCUCUUGCUAUAUGGUUAAGAGUAGUAGAUCAAAUAAUAGAAAAUAAUACGGAAAGUCAGAAGCUAAUAGCCGUUUUUGGCAAUAAAUGUGAUCUAGAACAUAAGAGAUCAGUGAGAUUGGAUAAAACAAAUCAUUUCAUCAACGAACAUCAAUUAGUCAAUUACUUCGUUUCUGCCAAAACAGGAGAAAAUAUAAACUCUGCGUUUACUGAACUGCUGGCCAGAUAUUUCAACGUGCCAUUAACCAGACUAGAAAAGGAAAAACAAAAAAUGGUAAUGAAGGCUGAACUAAUACCUAAUACACCUGUGAUAAGUACGAAGAAUGGCUGUAGUAAAAUGAAAAUGAAAAAUAAUGUGAAUACUGUUAAGAACAAGAAUAAAAAGAACAACGCUGUUCGUUCGGAGAACUCGUGCACAGUUCAGUAA
Molecule: messenger RNA, 823 nt
Organism: Sitophilus oryzae (rice weevil)
Lineage: Eukaryota; Metazoa; Arthropoda; Insecta; Coleoptera; Curculionidae
Product: ras-related protein Rab-28-like
Exons: 5
Coding region: 92-823 (243 amino acids)
Cellular component (GO): endosome; Golgi apparatus
Molecular function (GO): GTP binding; GTPase activity
Source: RefSeq, a predicted model, not a curated record